AGUUGAGCAUUUGUUUUGAGACGCGCACGCGAGCUACUCUCUAAGCGAGUUUUGUGUUUCUUAUUCACAGAGCAGCUGCCUGUCAGUCUGCCUGCCUGCCUGCCGCUUCGCUUACUUAUGCUUGACUACACGUUUUUCAGUGUGUUUUAAACGUUGCGGGAGAGUUGGCUUUGUGAGUUGGUGACCGCAUUUGGAAAAUACCGCAGUAGUUCUUUAUAAGAAGAACAAACAAAAAUCGAAAAAUUGAAGCGCACACUUGCGUAAGUCCACGCGCUCAAUACAUAAAUAAAAGGAUCAUUUGCUAACAAGAUAUGCACUGAGAAAAUAUUCAAAAUUUUAUGUAACAACGUGCCAGCGUUCGUGUACAAAGGUGCGAAGUUAAAGCAAAAACUCCGAGCUUCAAGCUCGCCAUUGUAAAACAGUAUAGUGCGUAGUGAAAGUCAAACACCAGCCAAAGUUUUAAAAAAUAAAAAACCAAAACACAUUUACGAUCUAAAGCUAAAAAUGUCUAAGCCACACCCCAUGGAGAUAUCCAAUAUGGAUGUGGAAUUCCACGAGCGCAAAGCAGAACCCUUUGUGCUGGGUAGAUUUCUGUAUAAUUCAGCGGAGGGUACGGUGAUGGGACGUGACCGCACCUCAUGGGCAAAGAUCGGCAUUUUCUACACAGCCUUCUAUGGUGUAUUGGCUGCACUGGUGGCCAUUUGUAUGUGGGUAUUCUUUCAGACGCUUGAUCCGCGCAUACCCAAAUGGACUUUGGAUAGUUCCAUAAUCGGCACAAAUCCAGGUCUUGGCUAUCGCCCAUUGCCACCAGAGGAUAAUGUUGAAAGUACGCUGAUUUGGUACAAAGGUACGCAGCACGAGAAUUACAAGCACUGGACGGAUUCUUUGGAUGAGUUCUUAGCAGUCUACAAAGUGCCUGGCUUAACCCCCGGCCGAGGUCAGAAUAUCUACAACUGUGACUACAAUCAACCGCCACCAAAGGGACAAGUUUGCGAUGUGGACAUUAAGACGUGGACUCCCUGCACCAAGGAGAACAAUUACAGUUACCACAAAAGUUCACCAUGUGUCUUCUUGAAAUUGAAUAAAAUUUAUGGCUGGAUACCGGAGUACUAUAACGACUCGAAAGAUUUGCCCGUUAAUAUGCCAACGAGUUUGAAAUCCUACAUCAAUGAAAUUGAAACAUCGCAAAGUCAUAAGUUGAACACCAUUUGGGUUUCAUGCGAAGGCGAGAAUCCUGCUGAUCAAGAAAAUAUUGGCCCCGUCAAUUACUUGCCAAUUCGUGGCUUCCCCGGCUACUUUUAUCCCUAUCAGAACUCUGAGGGUUAUCUCAGCCCGCUCGUUGCUGUGCACUUCGAACGACCGAAGCGUGGCAUCAUCAUCAAUGUCGAAUGUAAGGCAUGGGCACGCAACAUCAUACACGAUCGCAAGGAGCGAUUAGGUUCCGUGCACUUCGAGUUGCUGAUCGACUAACAGAGUGUGGGCAAGAUUUUCAAUGUCUACAACAUUUAGAGAGCAACAAAACGAGGCCGCAAACGUUGCGUCGUACAGGAGCAGCAUAGAUUUUUCAGCAUUAUUGUAAACAUAAAAAACUUAUAAACAUAUUUAUAUACCAAGGAGCUAUGCAGUCGAACGAUUACUCUCUAUUAUAAAUACAAACACACACACACAUGCAUACAAAAACAGGAAAAAAAACACUGAAUUUUUAGAACAAUGCAAGGGUUCUAUAUUAAUGAAAAUUACUGCUAUUUUUCUAAUUUUAUUUAUCUAUUUGAUUUCCAUUAGUUUAUGUGAUUGCUUUUGUUUAUCUUUUAAGAAGACAAUGUAACUAUGUGUAAAAAUAUGAGAAGAAGAAGAAGAAAAAACCAAUUAUAGAAAUCGUUAAAUAAUACCAAAUGUAUGUACUUUCGAUCACUGUGAAACGAUUUUCUCUACACUUUAUGCCACAAAUACGAGAAUGACGUACAACACUGUGCAAACUCUUGACAAACCCAAUUCCUUCUAGACAAACCAUAAAUCCCCAAUCGAAGCAUAACUUAAAUCUCAAAUAUGGAUUGUAAAUAUCUACAGACGUAUCCAUACGCAUACAUAUAUACAUAUAAACGAGUACCAAAUGCGAGUAGUACGAAUUUUAGCUUUUUCUCCAAAAUAUACAAAUGUACCUAUGUAUGUAGAUGUUCUCCGAAAAUUUUAAUUUACCGCUUUUAGGGGCGCUCAUCGAAAUUCGCUUACAUUUACGCGAGUAUUACACUGCACUGUACGUGCAUGCAUACAUACACACAUACAUACGUUAUGCAAGCACACACACACUUUUAUCGGUGGACUUUUGACAAACAAUUUUUUUUGACUUUAAGCGGCGUGGAUUUGGGUUCAAUAAAACUUCCUCGUUCAUAGAAAAUUUCAAUAUUUGCGCGUACAGCCGCACACAAAUUUUCUCUUCUGUAUUGAAGUACAGAUAUCCCAUCAGAAGCAAUUAAUUUAGUGCUUGAUGAAAAGAAAGUGCUAAGUUGCCUUAAGUUGUUUUGUCAAAGCUACACAGAUAUUUUAUUGUAUUUUAAGUUAACUGCCAUUGUUAUUUUGACGAUUUCCAGUAUUGAACCGCAAAUAAUUUGGUACAAAAGUCAGUGGUUUACAGAUGAGAAAAAUUGUUUCAUUUAGCUUAAGUUGAAUUUGAGUUGUUGUUGCUUAAAAAUUUAAUUAAUAAAUAAUUGAAAAUACAAAAUAAAGACGUAAAUAAAAUUAAAAAAAAGUUGGAGAUUUUAUAAGCGAAGCUUUAUAAGAACUCGUUAAAAUAUAUGGAAAGAAAAUUCGAAAUAAAGGCAUGCGAAUAUUAUCAAAACGGCGCUUUAGUGCUAAUUGGAGAGGCCAAACGGGUACUAAUCUGGGUCAGCCACUUCAGCUACCUAUAUUCGAAUAUUAUGCGAAACUAUUAAUUGCGGUGGGGCUUAAGAUUUCACAAAAUACAUUACAUACACAUACAUAUACACACGAUGUAUUGUCAUACAACACGAAGCAAUUAGAAAUUUUCGAAAAGCGCGAUAAUUUUAAUAAAAACUCGCAGCGUGACAUUUUUUCACACACUUGAAAAUUCAUCAGGCCAAUGAGUCUGAUAUAUGCACAUGUAGUGCUGCAGAGGAUUUUCAUGGCUACCAACAAAAGACACGGAAUUUCAAAACCGGUAUUUCAAAUUCGAAGUAAAAAAGUCGGGAAGAAAGUUCCAGGUCCUUAUAAAGAUUCUUACACAUAGAAAACUGGGCAGUCUGAAACUCUUUUGAUUCGAAUUUCGGGAAAUUCUGCAUUUCGAAAA
This is a messenger RNA of Anastrepha ludens (Mexican fruit fly), 3304 nucleotides long. RefSeq names its product sodium/potassium-transporting ATPase subunit beta-2 (gene nrv2). Gene Ontology annotation, cellular component: sodium:potassium-exchanging ATPase complex. Gene Ontology annotation, molecular function: ATPase activator activity. Bases 505 to 1470 code for a protein of 321 amino acids. Gene Ontology annotation, biological process: intracellular potassium ion homeostasis; sodium ion export across plasma membrane; intracellular sodium ion homeostasis. The transcript has 7 exons. The record is from RefSeq and is a predicted model, not a curated record. NCBI's taxonomy places the organism in Eukaryota, Metazoa, Arthropoda, Insecta, Diptera, Tephritidae.